Molecule: messenger RNA, 1507 nt
Organism: Scatophagus argus
Lineage: Eukaryota; Metazoa; Chordata; Actinopteri; Scatophagidae
Product: zinc-binding protein A33-like
Exons: 6
Coding region: 85-1140 (351 amino acids)
Molecular function (GO): zinc ion binding; protein binding
Source: RefSeq, a predicted model, not a curated record
CGUGACAGAAACCUGGGAAGAAAACAUACAAUACAUUGUCACCCCCUUUCCUAUUAACAAUAUGGUAUCUCCCAGAACCUUGAAAUGGUGUUCAGUUUUCCCAGGGACUCUUUUUGCCUGAACACUCUGGAAAGAAGACAGCAUGCAGAAAUUUCUGCCGUCCUGGAGUCCUUGAGGAAGAAGCUCAGAAUGCUGAACAAGACUAAAGAACAUUGGGAGGAGACCCAAAACUACAUUCAGAACCAAGCUUAUCACUGUGAGAAAUCAAUCAAGGAGGAAUUUGAGAAGCUACACCUGUUCCUUCGGGAGGAGGAGAACACUAGGCUGAAGGUGCUCAAACAAGAAGAAGAAAUUAAGAACCAGGUGAUGAGGGAGAAGCUGAAAAACAUCAAGGACCAGAUUGAAACCCUUUCUUCAACCAUCAGUGAUAUUGAGAAGGCCCUCACGGACUACAAGGGGACAAAGAAAAGGGUCAGAUGUAACAUUCAAGAGCCGGAGUGCAUCAGAGACAUCCUGAUCAACUCUGCAAAGCAUCUGGGAUUACUAAAGUUCGGAAUUUGGAAAAAGAUGGCCAACAUUGUCAAAUAUGUUCCGAUCACUCUGGAUCCAAACACGGCCCAGUCCAACCUAAAGUUCUCUGAGGAGUUGACCUGUGUACGAUACAGCAACAAGCAGCUCCUACCCGACAACCCCGAACGCUGCACAAGCCGCGUGUGUGUGUUGGGGGCCACUGGCUUCAUAUCUGGAAAGCACAGCUGGACUGUAGAGGUGGGCCAAGGCAAAGACUGGUACAUCGGAGUGGCCAGGGAGUCGAUCAAAAGGAAGAGUGUUGUCUUCCUCAACCCCACCGAGGGCUUCUGGGUGAUUGGCCUGUGCAAUGGAGACUCAUUCUGGGCUCAGAGCUCCCCUCGCACCAAACUUGUAUUGAAGCAGAAGCCUGAGCAGAUUACCAUAAAACUGGACUGUGACAAAGGAAAGGUGGUCUUCAUCAAUGCUGCCGACUUGACAACGAUACACACCUUUAAUGACAGAUUUACAGAGAGGAUUUUCCCCUACUUCUCCCCUGGCUUGUAUCAAGAGGAGAAAAACUCUGUCCCACUGACAAUCCGUCCUCUGAAAAUAACAGUGGAUGUGGAGUAGACUCAUACAGGAGACACUUGUCUCUGUGUGAGUGUGUGUGUUACAGGUGCUACAAGCUGCUCAGUUGUUGCAACAUGCUGUUUAUCUAGACAAAUGAGACCAUUUUCAAAACAUUUAGAUAGUUUAUUUAUAUUCAAGACCAAGUCUUCAGUUCAUUUCUAAACCUGAUUUGGUAUCAUUUACUGUCCUCUUUUUUUGGUUUCCUCUGUGAUGCCAUAUCUUUUAGCUUAGAGUCCAGUUUCCUUUGCAGAUAGGCUUUCUUAUUGGGGUCCGUGGAUUUGUCUUUCUUCCCACUCCCGGCAUAAAGAAUGCCUUCUUUGCUUAUUCUCAUCCGAGCAUGAGACUUGGCUUUAUCACCACAGCCGUG